CUCUUUGUCGCGUGUAAUCGAGUAAAUACGGUACGAUGAUUUCAGUUUCAGUUAGCUUAGUCUGACUUUAACGACACCGUUAGUGCAAACUAACGACUACAACAACAACAACAACAACUGAAAGAAUCCAUAAUCAUUGUAAAAGCAGGCGAUAUAUCGUCGGUGAGAGUUGUUUUCCAUUGUUAAUAAUGGCUCUACGCGUAUACGGCGCUGUUCUUCGCUCGACCUGUAGCGGUAAUGUAAUGUUAAAGUUUCCAUUAGUUCAUCAUGGCCUCACAUCAGUCCGGUUCAAAAGUUCCUGUCCAGUUCACAUCAGUCACCUGGACCACCUUGUGCUCACAGUUCGAGACCUGAAUAAAACCACUAAAUUUUACUCCACAGUUUUGGGGAUGGAGGUCAUCACUUUUAAGGGAGACCGGAAAGCUUUGAGUUUUGGAGAGCAAAAGUUUAACCUGCACCAGGUUGGAAAAGAGUUUGAGCCCAGAGCCAAAAUCCCAACACCAGGAUCUGCUGACUUGUGCCUUAUUACCAAAACCCCACUAAUGACUGUUGCUGCCCAUCUCAAGGCGUGUGGAGUGACGAUAGAAGAGGGCCCAGUGGACAGGACCGGGGCUGUGGGUCUCAUCAGCUCACUGUAUUUUCGUGACCCUGAUGACAACUUGAUUGAGGUCUCCAACUAUCAUAGAUGAUUAUUUGAUUAUCUAAAGAUCCAUAUAAAACACUAUUUUGCUUUAAUAAUAAUAAUAAUAAUAUAAUAUUAUGCCUCUACAAAAAUACAACACUUUCCAGCAGUCUUUUAUAUAUUUUAAUUUGUUGUUUUGGCAGCACAGUUCUUAUUUUCAUCACAUGAAGACUUAUCAUUAUUUUAUUUCAUAAAAUGCAAAAAAAUCCAUUAAAUGAUAUGAUACUGUAUAUAAAUGUGUUUGUAUUCUAUAAAAAAUUGACUCAUAUAUUUCAUAAUGCUUUGGAUUUUGCUGUAACUAGAAUAUAAUGUUGUAGAAUUUGUUUAAAUGAACAAUUUUAUUUGAAAUGUCAAAGAAAUUUACCCAGUAAAAAAAUCUAUUAUCAUUUUUAUAAUAUAAUUAUAACACAUUUUAUAUGCUUAUGUGUGGCCCUGGACCAGUCAAAAGGGUAAAUUAUUUGAAAUUGAGAUUUAUAAAUUACAAUAAAUCAGCUUUCCAUUGAUGUAUGGUAAAACAUUUGGCUGUGAUACAAUAUUUAAAAAUCUGAAAUCUGAGGAUGCAAAAAAUCAAAAUAUUGAGAAAAUCACCUUUAAAGUUGUCCAAAUGAAGUCCUUAGCAAUGGCAUCCCCUCACAAAAAGUAACAAUUUAAGAUAUUUAUGGUAGGAAAUACAUCUUUACUUAAUAUCCUAAUGACUUUUGGCAUAAGGAAACUCUAAUAAUUUUGACCCAUACCAUGUAUUGUUGGCAUGCUAUAAAUAUACCCGUGCUAUUUGUGA
This is a messenger RNA of Misgurnus anguillicaudatus (oriental weatherfish), 1460 nucleotides long. RefSeq names its product glyoxalase domain containing 5 (gene glod5). The record is from RefSeq and is a predicted model, not a curated record. Lineage: Eukaryota; Metazoa; Chordata; Actinopteri; Cypriniformes; Cobitidae.